Molecule: messenger RNA, 2409 nt
Organism: Penicillium olsonii
Lineage: Eukaryota; Fungi; Ascomycota; Eurotiomycetes; Eurotiales; Aspergillaceae
Source: the annotation of a GenBank genome assembly
AUGAUUGGAGUUAACGUGAUUCCGCUGCCGGCGCAGUUUACCUCGCGGUCGCCAGCUAGUAACCCCACUUCGCCCUCCAGCUUUACAGGGCCACCCUCUUUUAGAGACUCAAUAGCCACCCUUCUCACCCGGUCGCCUCGGGACGAGUGUCCCGAAUCCCCCAAACUCGGUCGCCGCGCCACAGUGCUCAGAAAGCUGGCGGGCCCACGAGAACACGCGAAGCGAUUCCUUCGCCUGCGGUCAUCGGGUGUCCCUGCACCCACGCUACGUCCGACCCCGCGUCGUAGUGUACGACCUGUUUCGGAGAUUAUCCUGCCCCGGACGGAAUCGAUCGAUUUUGAAUCUGAGAUGCGAUCCGACUCCUCCUCCGCCACUGAGGUGAUGCCUCAGGCGCUGCGGGAAGAUCCCGCCACUCCCGAUUUGACCUCCUCCUUCACCCCGUUGCACAACGAGAAGAUUGUCGCCACCGGCAGUGGGAUUUCAGUCGGUGUCGCUCUCACGGAACCCGUGCUGUAUCUGCAGGGCUAUGACCAGCAUGACCCGAGCAGUAAAAAGUCCGCCAUCCUCCGAGGACAGAUCCAUUUAAAGGUCACCAAGUGUAUCAAAAUCAAGAAGAUAUCCGUCUGCUUCCGUGGACAUGCCCAGACCGACUGGCCCGAUGGUAUCCCACCCAAGAAAAUCCAUUUCCACGACAAGAAGGAUCUCUUCACCCACGGCGUGGUCUACUUCAACCAUGGUGUCACAGCGCUCAUGCAGAAUGAGUACGGCGCACACUACUACCAGCAUGCCAAACCCAUUUCAGCCGUUCCCGGCAAGGAAGGAGUGACAAUGACCACUCGCGAGCUGUUCUCCAAUCGCAACUCGGCCACCUCACUCGCCCCGCCCACCUCGCGAGAAUCCAAGCGCUUAUCCCUGCAGUACAACCGUGGUCACUCGCGCAGCUUCAGCAAGAACGAGCCCCCAACCAACCAGAACACAACCCAGCGCAAUUACCGCAUGUUCCCGCCAGGCGACUACCUCUACAGUUUUGAGUUCCCCAUCGACGGGUCGUUACCAGAGACUAUCAAGACCGACCUUGGAUCCGUGAAGUAUGAUCUCGAAGCGAUGGUGGAACGAUCAGGCGCGUUCCGGCCCAACCUUCUUGGAACCAUGGAAAUUCCCGUGAUCCGCACUCCCGCCGAAGGUUCACUGGAACAGGUCGAACCGAUUGCCAUUUCGCGGAAUUGGGAGGACCAGCUUCAUUACGAUAUUGUCAUCUCGGGCAAGUCGUUCCCGCUGGGUUCUCAGAUCCCCAUUGCCUUCAAGUUGACGCCACUGGCCAAAGUGGAAUGUCACCGUAUCAAAGUAUAUGUGACGGAAAAUAUUCAGCAUUGGACGGCCGACAAGAGCGUCCAUCGCCUACAGCCUGCCAAGAAGGUCUUGCUGUUUGAGAAGCGAGCGGACUCUUCCAGCGUGAGCACAUAUCCCGGUAGCUCCAUGCGGGUCACCGCCGGAGGUGGCAUCGACUGGGACCAGCGCGUCGCGGCCGCCUCGGGCCAGGAGAUCGUGGACCGGAACCGGACGAAUCUGCUGGGCAACCUGUCCAACGACUCUGGUGUCGGUCCUACCGAGAUGGAGUUCAACGUGCAACUGCCAAGCUGUCACGAAAUGAAAGGUCGGGAUGAGGCCCAGCGCCUCAACUUCGACACCACAUACGAAAACAUCCAGAUCAACCACUGGAUCAAGAUUGUCCUCCGCCUGUCUAAGGUCGACGAAAGAGACCCCACCAAGCGAAGACAUUUCGAAAUCUCCAUCGACUCCCCAUUCCACAUUCUCUCCUGCAAGGCCACCCAGGCCAACAUCUACCUUCCAGCCUAUAGCCGACCCGUGGAGGAGCCAGCUCCACCAGCCCAGGAAUUCGAAUGCGGCUGUCCUGGCGCACCACUCGCUCCCCGCGAGCCCACCAUCACACCUGCCAGCUCAGACCGCGAAGAUAGCAACCCCAACCUUGCCAAGGUGGCGCGUCGCAGCUCAACCGGUCACAACUUUUCGCGCAGCUUCACCAACGGCUCGGGUGGUCUCGCCCGACCCCCACAGGCACACCUUGCAACACACAACGACCGCGCCACACCCAAUCCACCCCGUCCUAUGCAUCUGCUCCGCGCCCCUUCAUAUGCUCCCCCCGCCUUUGAAGACGUGCCGCCCGCACCACCUCUCAUGACCCCACCUCCUGAAUACGCAACCAUCGUCGGUAGUGACCGCGAGGCCGUCCUGGAGGAUUACUUCUCCAGACUCUCAUUCUAUGAAGAGAAUGAAGAUGACGACCGGGGUCGAGGUCGUGUCGAUGUUCCCCUCACCCCUGGCGGUCGUAUCAACCGCAGCAUGGACGUUCCCCGCGAAUGGGUGCGGAUCGAGGACUACUUCCAAUAA